Messenger RNA from Schistocerca gregaria, 4190 nucleotides. RefSeq lists its product as uncharacterized. The record is from RefSeq and is a predicted model, not a curated record. NCBI's taxonomy places the organism in Eukaryota, Metazoa, Arthropoda, Insecta, Orthoptera, Acrididae. Gene Ontology annotation, biological process: tRNA aminoacylation for protein translation. Gene Ontology annotation, cellular component: cytoplasm. The transcript is spliced from 7 exons. Bases 36 to 3875 code for a protein of 1279 amino acids. Gene Ontology annotation, molecular function: ATP binding; aminoacyl-tRNA ligase activity.
GUUCACAGUUGAGUGAAAAUUGUGGUACAGAAACUAUGGCAGAGGGUGAGAAUCAAAAGAUAUCAGGUAGCAGAAAACAACUUUCACACUGUAGGGGAAGACACCAAGGACAGUAUGAUCCCAAAUACCAUAAUUUAACCCCUAAGGAAGAAAAAACCAUGAGUAGUGUUUUAAGCCUGAUGAGAUCAUCAGAUGAAAAUCACUUCUAUGAUCAUUUGAACUCGUCAGUAGUGAGUUGGCAAAGAAAUGAUGGCCAAAUAAAAUGUCCAGUAUAUCAAAGAGAGAAUGCAUAUGAAUACAAUCAUAAAACUACAGCAAAUGUAGAUAAAAUUAACAAAUUUGUAACUAUAAUUGGAUUAUCAGAAGCAUAUGAGUUGUACAAUAACUUGACAUCAGCUGUGUGUCUACAAAGAAAAGACAGAAAAAUAAAAAACUCUGAAAAACAAGUAUGCACUCAUGUUGAUAAAACAGUUGGUGUCUCUUCCCCUCUAUAUGAGCAUGCCACUUCCCCACAUAACUCAUCUAAUGCUCCUUUUAAUAAAAUAAAUGGAGUUGGUGUCGAAAUUAAUAUACCUCUUUCUAAUGAAUUUAUUUUUCCAAAAACAACAGAAUGUUAUAGCAAAAGUUUGAAACCUGGAAAAACAUUGAAGUUUUACCUUCCAUUCAGAAUACAAAAUAAUAACUAUAUGGAAUUAAUUCCACUGGAAUUUGAAAAUAAAGAGACAGGGCAUGUAUUUGAAAAUGGAAAAGAUAAACCAGUAACUGAUGAUACUGAAAAGGAAAUAAAUUUGAUAAAAGAAGAAUGUGUCAGUGAGAGGAAAUAUGCUACAGAUCCAUAUCUUAUGGCCUCUGAUGAGAGUUUUACAAUGCAAAAGGAAAUGCUACAUAAUGCCAUGAUGGAACAUUCACAGAGUAAUGAACAACAAAUGGUGGUUUGUGGAUCAGAUGAUCUCAAGAAAAGUGUAGGUAACAAAGUAGAGUCAGAUGGUCCAAUACAUGAAGCCAGCAGCAUAUUUAUGAUUGAGUCUACUGCUGGGAAACAAACAACAUGUGCUGAUAACUGUUAUAGUUUUCACUACAUGCAUAAGCCACAGAAUCCUUGGAAAUUGGAAGAGCAAGUAGGUAGCUUUAUGUUUGGUGCUUACACUAAAAACAAAUUCCCUAUGCAGUCUAGUAUAUGUAUGGAGGAUGAUGUGGACAGUUUUGGUGACCAUAUUCCAAAUCUCUCUAAAACAAAUUUGGUGGCACCAUAUGACUUAAAAACAUUUGACAUUAAAAUAAUUGGACAAGCAAGAGAGCAUGACCAGAAAGCUACACACACAAGCAAAGCAAUCGCAAAACAACUACCAACAUAUUUUGUUUUUAGUGCACAUGAGAUAAAAACGAGUGAAGAACAAAUACAUAGCCAUGUUACAAGAAAAACAAAGAAACGAAACAGAAACACAUAUGAUUCUCAGACAUCUAGAUCAAAUGAACCACAGACAAUAGAUAAUUAUGCUUCCUAUCACCAGAGACCUUCGAUCUGCUUAGAACCAACAACCUGUAUUAAUGACGCAGCAUCUCAGCUGGCAGUAGAGUGUCCUGAUGAUGACAGUGACAUAGAUAAGAAAAAUAAUAUUCAGAAUAUCAAAGCAAAAAGAAAUAAGAUAUUACACCUCCAUGAUUUCCACACAUCUAAUCCACAAUACAAACGAGAAGGGAGAAAGCCAGUUUACUCCUCAAAGGUUUCCAAAGACGACAGGCAUGUGAAUGAUAUUCCUAUAAAAUCUAUUUCUAACACAACAAAACAGCACCAAAUGAAAAGUUUUGAUGAGGUCAAAGACAUAAAUAUGAAUGAAAGUCCAUCUAGUACUGACAAGAAGUCUGAUACUGAUGAAAAAUGUACAGAGGAAAAUUAUAUUUUACAUCAAAAUCACUUUAAGUCAUCCCAUUUGCCAUUUGAGAUAAAUGAGAAGAAACUAAUGUCUUCCUCUGUGGAUCUGCAAGAAGUUCCUAGUGAACAUAAGAUUCUCAUUGAAUCAUUUACCAACACACCUAUUCAACAGUCAGUGGAAAGCCUUGUUAACAAUGCUGACAAGAAAUCAAAUACAGGAUCAGUGAAUUGUUAUCAGAUGCAAGAUAUUAACCAUAAAGAAGCAAAUAAAGUGGAAAGUUUAAGUCACAAUGAUUUUAAUACAACUCAAACACCUCCAAAGGAAGCAAGAAGAUCCACUUCACCAUCUGUAAAGUUCAAGAAUGAUCAACGUGAUCAUAUUUAUCCUAUAGAAAGUAGUUCAUCUUCUGAGGAGCAUGCAGCAGUCAAACAACAAGAAUCAGAGUACUUUCCUGCACAGAAAAGUAAAAUAAAACAUAGUAUUUUCAGUUUAGAAAAUAAACAAUAUGAUGAAAAGGUAGAAAAUGGCAAUGGGAAUGACAAGCUGGUCCUACCACAGAUGCAUGGAUACUUUAGAGAACAGCCGUCCAAUAACAGUGCCAUGAAAAGCUUAGAACGAAUUAAAAUGCUCAGCCAAAUUGAUGCUGAUGAUAUGGCAAACCAAGCUGCUAUUAAAAUGAACAUUGUUCCUAGUCAUGUGCUGAAUGAAAAUCAGCCAGGACCCAUAGUACCCAAAGAUUCACUUUUAAUAUUGAAAAGUAAAGAUGAUUCAGCUAACAUGCAGUCCAAUAAGCAAAGAAAAGUUACAAAAAUAAUUCACAAAAUAUUUUCUCAAAAAAAUAAUAAUGAUGAAUGUAAAGAGAUCUUGGGCCCUGUGGAAGCCAAUGCAGAUACUCAGUCCUUUUCAUCUUCACAUCAACUUGGGAAAGCUGAACAACAGGAGAGAAAUAUAAAGCAAGUAAAUUUCCCAAAUCUGAAACAUGAGGGAAAGACAGCUGAGACAACAACACCUAGGUCAAGUGGAGCUGAAUAUGACAAAUGGAGACUUGCGCAAAGCAGAAAACUUCUGAAGACCCACCACGCUUUAAUAAAAGAAGCACAUGAUAUAGGUCGCUCUGCAUCUGAGACAGGUGGUUCAGAUGGAAGUGAUGGUGAUGACAGGUCCCAGAAGGUCAAAAUUGGACAAUCAACAUGGAAUGAAUGUACACCUGCUGAUUUUUUGUUAUAUUUUCGACGGGGCUUCCGUGAUGAUCAAAUGACACUUAACAACAAGGUGUGUUUCGUUGAGAGAAUGGAUCUAAUAAAGUCAGGUCAAGAUGGUAAUGAGGAGAUGAUAGAUUUAAUGAUCACAUUUCAUCCUUUGGAUUUUUUAGUAAAGCUUGGCUACAGUGCAGAAGAAGCAGCUCUGAUAUCUCAAGAUGAAGAAAUAAAAUGUAGACUUUAUGCAGCUAUUCGAGAGGCAAGGAUCUGGGCCAAUUCAAUCACAAAACCUCAAGCAGCACUUUUAUAUCUAUUGGCACAUAAAGCCAAACCAAAAAUUAUGCGGUAUUAUUUGAGCAUGGUGGAAUCUAUUAUCAAUAGAAGAAUAUUGAAUGCUGUGAAACUGAAUGAAUUGAUUGACUUCCUUGAAUGCUUAGAAGAUGGUGAAAUUGCUCUGAAAGAUGUGUUUGAUGAGAUGGCAGAGAGCGAAGCAGUAGAAGAAAAGAAGAAAACUGAAGAUUUGUACACAGUUUUUCAUCAUAUGGCAGAGGAGGAAGCUAUGAACUGUGGUAGAUAUCCAUUGUCAGCUAAACAAAUAUUUCUUCUACAAACACUGGUUUCAAAAUAUCAUAUAGCACUUCAGGAUCAUUUGGCACUUCUUACUCGUUACAUUGGGCGUGGUCUUAUCAAGAACACAGUACAACUUGAAGCUGCUCUUGUUUAUCUACCACAUGUAGCAAGACACUCUGUAAAUGUCGAGGAAUUUGAACAGUACUGUGGAAUCAAAUCAAGAAGAAAUUAAGAAAGAGUAGCUGCUAUAAAUAAUUAGAGAUAUGGGAGUAAAUGUUUAUUCAUGUACAUAAUUUAUGUAUAUAAUUGUUUUAACAAUACAUGAACAACUUAAUAAAGAAAAGAAACAAGUCUUUGUAAUGCAGAUAAGCUUCACUGUCAUGUCUGUGUAUACUUUAUUUUUACCAUCCAUUAAUUAAAUCUGUUAUCAGCAUACAUUCAUUUUUGAUUGUUUUAUGUUACAUAAAUGUUACUAUGAACAACUAAUAAGAAUUUGAAAUGUACUUGUUUUGGAAUAUAGAUUAAUAAGGCAUUGAACAAAGAGAAA